AUGGACUGUCACAAGACGGUCUUCCUAGCAUGUUUGGCGAUAUUUUGUUCUUCGAUUUGUUUAGUUCAAAGUACUACAAAUGAUCCUUACAUAGUACUGGGUGUGCAGAAACGUGCCAAUUUACAAGAAAUUCGUCGGGCGUAUAAACAAUUGGCCAAGGAGUGGCAUCCUGACAAAUCGAAACAACCUGAAGCGGAAACGAAAUUUGUAGAAAUCAAACAAGCUUACGAAUUAUUGUCUGAUUCAGAGCGUAGACGAGCUUUUGAUCAAUUUGGCAUAACAAACGAAGAUGCUGUAUCAAACCGAGAACGACCUGAUUAUAGUAGUUAUGGACGCUAUUCAGAUCCUUUUGAGCACUUUUAUGGAACUCAUAACUUCAAUUUCCACGACCAAGAUAUAAGUCUAUAUCAUCGGCUUUCCAUCACUUCAAAAUACUAUGACAUAAACAUAGUACCAACCAGUCGCAAAACGCCACAUAUAUUGAUGUUUUACGCCGAUUGGUGUUUUGCAUGCAUGAAGGCCGCAAAUUCUUUUAAAAAGUUGAUUGACACUUUGGAACCCUAUGGUGUAAUUUUUGCUACCGUUAACGCCGGGCAUGAAGAGCAUUUGGUGCGAAAAGUUGGAGUACACUCUCUACCAUGUGUGAUUUUGGUGCUAGAUGGUCAUAGUUAUGUUUACAAAGAUAGUGUUUUUAAUGCACAGCAUGUAGUGGACUUUAUUAGGCAGAAACUGCCGUACAAGUUACUUAUGUCUGUGAGAGAUGAUACACUUGAUUCUUUUUUGGGUGGGUGGUCUGACAAUCGUGUUCGUGCUCUAAUAUUUGAACCGAGACCACAACCACGCUUGCGAUAUCUAAUAAUUGCAUACUACUUUCGUGAACGCGUCGCAUUUGGUUUUGUACAGCUUAAUUCUAAAGAUACCAUGCGUAUUCAGUCAAAUUUCAAAGCUCAUACAACUCUUGAUACCUUGCUCAUCUUUAAUGAGUUUCCACCACAACCUGUAGCCACUGUUACCAUGUCUGAUAUUCCAACAACUACAUUGAAUAACAUCAUUUCACUUAAUAAAUAUCUUAUACUUCCACGGUUAUCAUCCCAAGCAAUGUUGGAUAAUGUAUGUCCUGCUGAAUGGAACCGACCUCGGAAGAAGUUAUGCGUUGUAUUAAUCACAGAAAAUACAAGUUUGCAUGACGGAGCACGUCAAAUGCUACGUAAAAUAUCUCAUGAAUCUUUAUUCAGUAGAGAGCGUGUUCGAUUUGCGUAUAUCUAUCAAGAGAAGCAAAGUGAAUUUAUUGGUGCGCUUUCGAAAUUUAAUGAAUCUCAAGAAACGCUUUUACACCUUGUCAUUUUGUGGCGUCGUGACUCUAAACAUAUUCGAUAUGAAUGGAUACAUGACAUAAUGUUGGAAAUGAAUAAAACGAAAGACAAUGAAACUCAGGAUCAAUACUUCAACAAUACAAAACAUAAAAUUGAUAUAGCUAUUCAUAGGCUGCUACGGUCUUCAGAAGUUCUUAGUUUUGAAACUGAAGUGAAGGAUCUUUUAGAUGAACAUGCCGAGAGCAUGGUAGUGCGCAUCGUAAAUCGCAUUCUAAUGAUUGUGGAGUACAUGAUGGACAACAUUGGAAAGGAGCAUAUUUUACCAGCAAUAUCUGUGAUUGGAACAAUAGCAUUGAUUCUUAUAAUAGGCUAUUUAAUGUCUUAUUUAUUACAUCUAGAAGAGGAAGAUAUUCAAAUGAACAAAGCAAACCAUAUGGCCAAUCAUCCUAACGGAAAGUUUAGCAGUUAUGUGCCGGAAUUAAGGUUGCAUGAAUUACGUGCCGAGAAAUAUAAUGGGCUUGUACGUCUUCUGAAACCCGGUUGUCGUACAAUAGUGUUACUAACUGACAUGCAAUCUCGAUCGAAAUUGAUUCCAGCAUUUCACAAAGCUGUUUGGCCUUAUCGAAAAAACAAAACUCUUAUGUUUGCUCACAUGUUAAUUGAAAAAGGCAUCGGGUGGUACGCUGAAUUGCUUCGACUAUCAUUAUCUGAAUCACGAGAAAUGAAAAUCAAUCCUCGCAACUGUAUCGGUACUAUAAUUGCGUUGAAUGGCCACCGCAAGUAUUUCUGUAUGUACCACGCCAAACACCCAGAAUCAAAUCGCGGAGCCAAGCGCAUGAUCAAAAUGACACGUCACCUUAGUUCCAUGCCGUCUGAUCCUGAAGCAGGUGCAUUUCUUGGAAUGAACAGUUCCGAUUCCGAAACUUCUUUAUCGGAUAUAUCUGAACCAAAAAUUCUCAUUGAAGAAAAUCUACUUGAUGGCUUACCAAAUUGGCUUGAUCGAUUGUUUGAGGGUACAACACAUCGAUAUUACAUCAAUUAUUGGCCAGAUUUUACUUCGAAAUGAGAGCUAACUUUAUUUUAAAUUUAACCGUUAUUGUUUCGUUUUGUUAUCAUUUAUUAUUUAUUAGAAGAAGACCUACAUUACACAUGAACUUAUUAUUUCCAUGUGUAAGUCCUGCAUCAGAGUUGCAUGAUAUACAUGUUUCAUUUUAUUUUUUAACUUUUUAUUGAUUAACUUUAGUGCAUAUUCUUUUCAUCUCUUCUUCUCUUUUAUUUUUGGUUUUAUUACUUAAAUGUCUUUUUUAAUUGUAACAAAAUGGACAGUAAAAAAAAGUAACUGUAAGAAAGAGAUAAAAAUCACGCAUUCAACUGUGCAAGCGAAAUAAAAAUAAGUGAUAAUAGAGAAGAAAACGCUUCUGCUAAAAUUUUUGAAAUUCGUAGAACCUCUCCUUAAAAUUGUAUGCGUCUAGAAUCGAUGACGCAAUAUU
This is a messenger RNA of Anopheles nili, 2803 nucleotides long. RefSeq names its product dnaJ homolog subfamily C member 16 (gene l(3)80Fg). The transcript has 6 exons. The record is from RefSeq and is a predicted model, not a curated record. The coding region runs from base 1 to 2379 and encodes 792 amino acids. Lineage: Eukaryota; Metazoa; Arthropoda; Insecta; Diptera; Culicidae.